CUUUCACAUGAUAACAGCAUGUUCUACACAUGUACCACAGGAACUUUGUAUCAUACGAGGGGGGUAUUUGAAUAUUAAGUUGUUAAUAUCACCUGCACUUAUUCUUAAUUGAGUUACAUACUUGUUUACUAGGUUGUGUAUAAAGCAGAACAUACCAAAUAUUCAAAUGACUUUGAAGAGCAGAGGAAAACUACUUUCAAAAUGUGUAUUCCUUCAAACCCAACCAUGGCGCUCAGCCUCAAACUAUGUUCAAAUCAGAAAGGUUUUGGUUGCCAAUCGAGGGGAGAUUGCUUGUCGAGUGAUGAGGACUGCCAAGAAAUUAGGAAUACAAACAGUGGCCGUCUACAGUGAUGCUGACACCAGUGCAGCACAUGUGGAAAUGGCCGAUGAAGCAUACAACAUUGGACUACCACCAUCUCAGGAGAGUUACCUCAGGAGAGAGAAGAUUAUUGACAUUGCAAAAUGUUCUGGUUGCCAGGCCAUCCAUCCUGGAUAUGGCUUUCUGUCAGAGAACACAGAAUUUGCUGAACUCUGCCAUAAAUCGGAUAUUAUAUUUGUUGGUCCACCAGCCAAUGCUAUAAGAGACAUGGGAAUUAAAAGCGCUUCAAAAUCUAUAAUGUCAGCAGCAGGGGUGCCUGUCAUUGAAGGUUACCAUGGCGAUGACCAGUCCAUGGCUAAACUAAAACAGGAAGCUGAGAACAUUGGAUUCCCAGUAAUGAUCAAAGCUGUUCUUGGUGGUGGAGGGAAGGGCAUGAGGGUUGCAUUCACAGCCUCAGAGUUUGAGUCACAGCUGGAGUUGGCCAGGCAUGAAGCACUCAAGUCAUUUGCUGACCAAGCAGUGCUUCUAGAGAAAUUUGUGGUAGAACCAAGGCAUGUUGAGGUGCAGAUAUUUGGAGAUCAUCAUGGUAACUGUGUUCACUUGUUUGAACGUGACUGCAGUGUGCAACGCAGACAUCAGAAGAUCAUUGAGGAGGCUCCAGCUCCUAAUUUGUCAGAAUCUCUGCGGGCUGAACUUGGAGAGUCAGCAGUGAAGGCAGCUUGUGCGGUGGGCUACGUAGGAGCAGGCACUGUGGAGUUCAUUCUGGAUCGCCACUCCCACACAUUUCAUUUCAUGGAAAUGAACACUCGCCUGCAAGUAGAACACGCCGUGACAGAGAUGGUGACCAACACUGAUCUUGUUGAAUGGCAGUUCAGGGUGGCUGCUGGAGAAAAGCUGCCCCUGACACAGGAGGAGAUUUAUCUCCGGGGCCAUGCGUUUGAGGCUCGCAUAUAUGCCGAAAGUCCUAGCAACAACUUUAUGCCCCUUGCAGGACCUCUGCAUUAUUUGGCUACACCAGUACCAAGUGCAGAUGUCCGUGUGGAGACAGGCGUUCGACAAGGUGAUGAGGUAUCGGUGUACUAUGAUCCCAUGAUUGCGAAGUUAAUUGUCUGGGGCAAGGAUCGAACAGAUGCCCUCAUAAAGAUGAGGACCCAGCUUGCUGACUACAAUAUUGUGGGUGUGGACACAAAUGUGGACUUCUUAUUGGAUCUCUGCAAGCACAGUGAGUUCAUCUCUGGUAAUGUCCACACAAACUUCAUAGAGCAUCAUCGCUCAGAACUGCUGGGACACAAGUCUCCACCUGAUCACAUUGUCAUCCAGGCAGUCCUGGUGGUCGUGCUGAAUGAGCAACUUGAGGCUCAGAAAGCUGCUUCAGCGUCCCAAGAUCCUUUCAGUCCAUUUUUUUCAGAAAUUGGCAUGCGACUCAAUCACCUGUUGGUUCGUGAUUUCAGUUUCAGAUGUGGAAAAGAAGUUGUUACAGCACAGGUGACCUAUAAGAAACGAGAAGGCUUCUUAGUGAGGGUCAGUGGCGCAGAGGAGCAACUCGACGUGUCAGGGACUCUGUCAAUGUCUAAUAACAGACUGGAACUCAUCUGUCAUAUGGAUAAGAAGGUCGUCAAAUCCCACGUGGUCAUCACCCCCACUGAUGUCCAUCUGUUCACAAGGGAUGGUAGCUACCAGUUUUCUUUGCCUGUACCCAAGUUCAAAUCUGCAGAGAUAGAUGAUGCUGGUGCUACUGGGGGAGAUGUAGCAGUCGCACCAAUGCCAGGAGUGGUGGAGAAAGUAUAUGUUAAACUUGGCGAUGUCGUCAAGGCUGGAGACCCUCUGUUCAUUAUAACUGCUAUGAAGAUGGAGUAUGUAAUCCAUGCACCGCGUGAUGGCCAGAUAGAGAAGAUAAACUGCAGUGUUGGAGAGAAUGUAUCAAAGAAUGCUGUUAUGGUUAAGCUUAGAGAAGAAGGCAAGGAUCGUGGGGAGGUUCCGAAUGCUGUGUGACGCGGGAAAGUUGCUCAAACUUCCGAAAGAGAACCACAAGAUUUUCGUGGAAACAGCUGACACUAAUCCUUGCCUGGCAUUAUGAGCAGGAUAUUUUCUGUCGUAUAACUCUUUCAAUAUAUGCCAUAUGUUAUAUCUGUUUAUAAUCUGAGCAUACAAAACAUAACUGCCUUGAUUGUGGUUGGCACAAAUUCAGUUCUCUACAGUCCCAUAGCAUUUCUCGAGCUAUUUGGCUGCUAAUCGGCAUUUUGUAUUCUGGUUUUCUACUUUUUUGCAUUAAACCUCAGCCGCCCAAGCUGUUUCUCUUGUCGGAAGACUUAAUAAAGUUCAUAUCAUCUCUCAAUACCUAAUAAAUCAAGAGUAAACUGUCUUCAAAUUUUUAUUUCUUUAUCCCCCCUGUAAAGAAAGGACAUUUAAAUAGUUUCUAAAUGUGAAUGAAUGGCAAAAAUAUUGCAAGCAUUAAUAUCUGAAAAAUAAGUUGGGCAUUGUGAAACAAUUUUUUGUGUCCAGAAAUUUCCAUGCUCUGCUUCUCAAUAGCCAUUACUGUCACAUAAAUUAACUGAAAUAUAUAAACUGGACAGUCGGUAGCUGUGUCGACAAUGUCCUGCUGGUAAUUAACAAAUUUUUAUGUUAAAUACCUGUUUGACUUGUUUUGUAUGGUGAAAUCAGCAUUUGAUAUACAUUUACAGUACACAAAUGUAAGUCUGAAGUUUUUUCACAGUUUGCAUUUAUAUCCAUGGUUCAAACCAAAUUUCCUCAGUGAUGGAUUUCCUCACUUAAUGUGUUCCAAAUAGUGGGUGGGUAGAGUAUGUUUGACAGUGGCCUUGUAUUCUGUCUUAAUCUUAUUAUAAGAUCUGUAAAACAUGAUGAAAAGACAACAGAAUUCAAAUUAUUUAUGAAACAGGCAUUACAAAAACAAUUAAAAUAUUUUCUGCAUAGUCUUGUCAAAGUUUCUAGUUAAAAUUGAAUUGGUUUUAUUAAUUUUCCUCCAUUACUUUUAUAUCAGGUUACUUGGGAUUAUUUCUAUAGUUAAAAUUAAGCUUUAAAGCACUUAUUUUUAUAUAUAUUUUUAUAUUAUUGCCUUUAUAAAAACAUAUCUUUUACCUUACUAUUUUAUAAGGAUUUGUACGUGUAUGAACUGGAGAUUUUUAAUAGACCAAAAUAAAGAAUUUUUCUUUAAACAUCCA
This is a messenger RNA of Zootermopsis nevadensis, 3498 nucleotides long. It is a transcript of the gene Mccc1, whose product is annotated as Methylcrotonoyl-CoA carboxylase 1. Gene Ontology annotation, molecular function: ATP binding; metal ion binding; methylcrotonoyl-CoA carboxylase activity. The record is from RefSeq and is a predicted model, not a curated record. Gene Ontology annotation, cellular component: mitochondrion. Lineage: Eukaryota; Metazoa; Arthropoda; Insecta; Blattodea; Termopsidae.